This is a messenger RNA of Colletotrichum lupini, 894 nucleotides long. RefSeq lists its product as uncharacterized. The transcript has 6 exons. The record is from RefSeq and is a predicted model, not a curated record. Bases 1 to 894 code for a protein of 297 amino acids. Lineage: Eukaryota; Fungi; Ascomycota; Sordariomycetes; Glomerellales; Glomerellaceae.
AUGCGGAGGGAGGGGCCUCCCGUCAACAAGCCAACAAUUGCCCCGGACCCCGUUUUCCUCGCCAGAAUCCCGUUGCUAUCCAUCAACAAAGUGCGAAACGAACCUCGGCUCCUUUGGCAGCUCCGUACGGUACACCAAACCUCGGCCUCCCGCCCCGCGGACCUGGCAACCGGCACGGCUCAGGCGACUACCGAUGUUUUCUGCGCUGUUCUUACUUUAUCGGGGCCCUCCUCCACCGAAAGGGGCAGCCAGCUCCGGGUGGUCGAGCGCCAGAACAAUAACGGCAUUGAGCUUAACGGAGAGGCGACUUCGAGCAAGAUUGGGUCAGGACUACAAGAAGAACGAUACAGCAAGACGGGCCCACCAAACAACAAUGGCGGGAGCUGUGCAAGUCAAAGUCUACAUACGACCACGACGAUUGACGAAGCGAUCUUGACCGCAGAUCAGAGAGUCUGGGAGGCCCUGGCCUCUAAUGGCCUUUAUGGUGACAUCGAUGAGCUUGAUUGGGCCUCUCAGACACACCGCCUACCCAAGCGAUAUCUGGUAUGUGUUUCCGCAUCUCAAAGAGGGAUGUGCCCCGCCAUGAACCGCGGCAUAUUUCAACAAGAAAAGAUGGAGGGGCAAAUGGAAAGGAAGAAAAAAUCUAAAAGGGUCCGUGGGGACAACAGCGGCCAAGUCCCGUUUGACAAUUCCGCUAUCCUUUUUCCAGGAACCACCUCACAAAACACGGUUUAUUGGGCAUGGCCAAUGCCGGCGACCCCCGGGCUGUCGAAGAAACUCCACCGGUCGAACAAGCAAAGUGGGUGCCCCUCCUGGCAGUUCUUCCAUCAUGACGUUGCCGUUUCCAAUGCCUUCCGUCGCCCCGUGUUCACCAGGAAGCUUGAGGAGAGCUGA